Molecule: messenger RNA, 1951 nt
Organism: Gopherus evgoodei (Goodes thornscrub tortoise)
Lineage: Eukaryota; Metazoa; Chordata; Testudines; Testudinidae
Gene: PCBP3
Product: poly(rC) binding protein 3
Exons: 14
Coding region: 139-1227 (362 amino acids)
Biological process (GO): regulation of gene expression; regulation of RNA metabolic process
Cellular component (GO): cytoplasm; nucleus
Molecular function (GO): mRNA binding
Source: RefSeq, a predicted model, not a curated record
UGAGAAGCAGGAAAAUCACCGGCAUGCAGAACCCAGGAAAACAUCCUGUGGCAAUGAGGAGGUGAUUGUUUCAGGGCUGUCUUGUCCUUCCUUGGGCCUCCCUGUUCCUUACCACACAUCUCCCGUACUUGGUAGGAAAUGGAAUCAAAAGUCUCGGAAGGUGGCCUGAAUGUUACUCUCACCAUCCGGCUACUCAUGCAUGGAAAGGAAGUUGGAAGCAUCAUUGGGAAGAAAGGAGAGACCGUGAAAAAGAUGCGGGAGGAGAGUGGAGCAAGAAUCAACAUCUCUGAGGGGAACUGUCCGGAAAGAAUUGUGACCAUCACAGGCCCCACAGAUGCCAUCUUCAAGGCUUUUGCCAUGAUUGCUUACAAAUUUGAGGAGGAUAUAAUCAACUCAAUGAGUAACAGCACUGCUACCAGUAAACCACCAGUAACACUGAGGUUGGUCGUGCCUGCUAGCCAGUGUGGCUCACUGAUUGGCAAAGGAGGCUCCAAGAUUAAGGAAAUCAGGGAGUCAACAGGUGCUCAGGUUCAAGUGGCGGGGGACAUGCUGCCCAACUCCACAGAGCGGGCAGUGACAAUUUCGGGGACCCCCGAUGCAAUUAUCCAGUGUGUCAAACAGAUCUGUGUGGUGAUGCUGGAGUCCCCACCGAAAGGUGCCACCAUUCCCUAUCGCCCAAAGCCCGCCUCCACCCCUGUCAUUUUUGCAGGUGGUCAGGUAAGAGCCGACCCGCUUGCGGCCUCCACUGCCAACCUCAGCCUUUUACUGCAGCACCAGCCGCUGCCUGCCUAUACAAUUCAGGGACAAUAUGCAAUUCCACACCCGGAUCAGUUGACCAAGCUCCACCAGUUGGCUAUGCAGCAAACCCCCUUUACUCCCCUUGGACAGACCACCCCCGCUUUCCCUGGAGAAAAGCUGCCCUUACAUUCCUCCGAAGAAGCUCAAAAUCUGAUGGGCCAAUCAUCAGGUUUGGAUGCCACUCCCCCGGCCAGUACUCAUGAACUCACCAUUCCCAAUGAUCUAAUAGGCUGCAUAAUCGGACGCCAAGGGACCAAAAUCAAUGAAAUUCGACAGAUGUCUGGAGCGCAGAUCAAAAUCGCCAAUGCCACAGAAGGCUCAUCGGAACGUCAAAUUACCAUCACAGGAACCCCAGCUAACAUCAGCCUUGCCCAGUACCUCAUCAACGCCAGGCUGACGUCUGAGGUCACUGGAAUGGGCGCACUCUAAUUUCUACCUGUCAUCCUUCAUUCUGCAUCACCUGACCCUUUCCAGCCAAUGACACUUCACCCGGCUUGUACAAUCUGUAUUUUUACCGCCUUCCCUUUACCUCCAUAGAUACUUUUUCUUUACUAACACACACACACACACACACACACACAGAGUUUCUUUAUAUAUUCCAUACUGUGCUCCUGAUAUUGCUCUUGAACUCUUUAUUUAUGGUCCCAGGCCUGUCCAUGUUUUCAAAGUAUAGUGUUAAUUAUUUUAACUACCUUUUGGGGGGUUUCCAUUGGUGAGACUUCGGAAGAAGGCUUGGUCUCUGGUGUCAGUUUAGCUUAGCUAUUUUAAUGUUUUAUUUUGACAUUUUAACAGCAUUUACUGUUGUGUAUGAUUUAUGAUGCCAGCUAGAGCUGUGCUUGCUUUGAAAUACUCUGCUCGCAAUUAUCCUAUUGAAAGGUCCAUUUUUCAUUUUGCUUGUCCCGGCUCACCUUUUAAACCUUGACUCCAUGUCCAGAGAAUGUGGCAUGGUUUACCCCAUGUAAUUUUGGAAGCAGGAUGUGCAGGAGCCAAUGAAUACACCCACGAGUCCACUUUGGUUCCCACACACAAUAUAUUCUUUCCAACAUGGCAGGGUCCAAACAAGCCAUUUUUAUUACUAAUGAAAGAAGAAAAAAAUUCAGUCUUAUUUUUUAACUCAGAAGUAAUUGGGAGUGGGGUGGAUGGGGGAUAUAGU